This is a messenger RNA of Chlorocebus sabaeus (green monkey), 8540 nucleotides long. Lineage: Eukaryota; Metazoa; Chordata; Mammalia; Primates; Cercopithecidae. The record is from RefSeq and is a predicted model, not a curated record.
UUUAAAUUUAAAGGCGGGGCGGCCCGUGCGCCCUGAAGCGUCGGCCGCGGAGGGUCCUCGCCUUUUUCCUGGGACCUGUUCAGCCUAACACGAUGGCGGAGGAAGGAGCCGUGGCCGUCUGCGUGCGAGUGCGGCCGCUGAACAGCAGAGAAGAAUCACUUGGAGAAACUGCCCAAGUUUACUGGAAAACUGACAGUAAUGCCAUUUAUCAAGUUGAUGGAAGUAAAUCCUUCAAUUUUGAUCGUGUCUUUCAUGGUAAUGAAACUACCAAAAAUGUGUAUGAAGAAAUAGCAGCACCAAUCAUCGAUUCCGCCAUACAAGGCUACAAUGGUACUAUAUUUGCCUAUGGACAGACCGCUUCCGGAAAAACAUAUACCAUGAUGGGUUCAGAAGAUCAUUUGGGAGUUACACCCAGGGCAAUUCAUGACAUUUUCCAAAAAAUUAAGAAGUUUCCUGAUAGGGAAUUUCUCUUACGUGUAUCUUACAUGGAAAUAUACAAUGAAACCAUUACAGAUUUACUCUGUGGCACUCAAAAAAUGAAACCUCUAAUUAUUCGAGAAGAUGUCAAUAGGAAUGUGUAUGUUGCUGAUCUCACAGAAGAAGUUGUAUAUACAUCAGAAAUGGCUUUGAAAUGGAUUACAAAGGGAGAAAAGAACAGGCAUUAUGGAGAAACAAAAAUGAAUCAAAGAAGCAGUCGUUCUCAUACCAUCUUUAGGAUGAUUUUGGAAAGUAGAGAGAAGGGUGAACCUUCUAAUUGUGAAGGAUCUGUUAAGGUAUCCCAUUUGAAUUUGGUUGAUCUUGCAGGCAGUGAAAGAGCUGCUCAAACAGGAGCUGAAGGUGUGCGGCUCAAGGAAGGCUGUAAUAUAAAUCGAAGCUUAUUUAUUUUGGGACAAGUGAUCAAGAAACUUAGUGAUGGACAGGUUGGUGGUUUCAUAAAUUAUCGAGAUAGCAAGUUAACACGAAUUCUCCAGAAUUCCUUGGGAGGAAACGCAAAGACACGUAUUAUCUGCACAAUUACUCCAGUAUCUUUUGAUGAAACCCUUACUACUCUCCAGUUUGCCAGUACUGCUAAAUAUAUGAAGAAUACUCCUUAUGUUAAUGAGGUAUCAACUGAUGAAGCUCUCCUGAAAAGGUAUAGAAAAGAAAUAAUGGAUCUUAAAAAACAAUUAGAGGAGGUUUCUUUAGAGACGCGAGCUCAGGCAAUGGAAAAAGACCAAUUGGCCCAACUUUUGGAAGAAAAAGAUUUGCUUCAGAAAGUACAGAAUGAGAAAAUUGAAAACUUAACACGGAUGCUGGUGACCUCUUCUUCCCUCACAUCACAACAGGAAUUAAAGGCUAAAAGAAAACGAAGAGUUACUUGGUGUCUUGGCAAAAUUAACAAAAUGAAGAACUCAAACUAUGCAGAUCAAUUUAAUAUGCCAACAAAUAUAACAACAAAAACACGCAAGCCGUCUAUGACUUUAUUAGGAGAAAUUGAUGAAUCUGUUUGUUCAGAGUCUGAUGUUUUCAGUAACACUCUUGAUACAUUAAAUGAGAUAGAAUGGAAUCCAGCAACAAAGCUACUAAAUCAGGAGAAUAUAGAAAGUGAGUUGAACUCACUUCGUGCUGACUAUGAUAAUCUGGUAUUAGACUAUGAACAACUACGAACAGAAAAAGAAGAAAUGGAAUUGAAAUUAAAAGAAAAGAAUGAUUUGGAUGAAUUUGAGGCUCUAGAAAGAAAAACUAAAAAAGAUCAAGAGAAUGAACUAAGUUCAAAAGUAGAGCUGCUUAGAGAAAAGGAAGACCAGAUUAAGAAGCUACAGGAAUACAUAGACUCUCAAAAGCUAGAAAAUAUAAAAAUGGACUUGUCAUACUCAUUGGAAAGCUUUGAAGACCAAAAACAAAUGAAACAGACUCUGUUUGAUGCUGAAACUGUAGCCCUUGAUGCCAAGAGAGAAUCAGCCUUUCUUAGAAGUGAAAAUCUGGAGCUGAAGGAGAAAAUGCAAGAACUUGCAAGUACAUACAAGCAAAUGGAAAAUGAUAUUCAGUUAUAUCAAAGCCAAUUGGAGGCAAAAAAGAAAAUGCAAGUUGAUCUGGAGAAAGAAUUACAGUCUGCUUUUAAUGAGAUAACAAAACUCACCUCCCUUAUAGAUGGCAAAGUUCCAAAAGAUUUGCUCUAUAAUUUGGAAUUGGAAGGAAAGAUUACUGAUCUUCAGAAAGAACUAAAUAAAGAAGUUGAGGAAAAUGAAGCUUUGCGGAAAGAAGUCAAUUUGCUUUCAGAAUUGAAAUCUUUACCUUCUGAAGUAGAAAGACUGAGGAAAGAGAUACAUGACAAAUCUGAAGAGCUCCAUGUAAUAACAUCAGAAAAAAAUAAAUUAUUUUCUGAAGUAGUUCAUAAGGAGAGUAGAGUUCAAGGUUUACUUGAAGAAAUUGGGAAAACAAAAGAUGACCUAGCAACUACCCAGUCAAAUUAUAAAAGCACUGAUCAGGAAUUCCAAAAUUUCAAAACCCUUCAUAUUGACUUUGAGCAAAAGUAUAAGAUGGUCCUUGAGGAGAAUGCGAGAAUGAAUCAGGAAAUAGUUAAUCUCUCUAAAGAAGCACAAAAAUUUGAUUCAAGUUUGGAUGCUUUGAAGACCGAGCUUUCUUACAAGACCCAAGAACUUCAGAAGAAAACAUGUGAGGUUCAAGAAAGACUAAAUGAGAUGGAAGAGCUGAAGGAACAAUUAGAAAAUAGAGAUUCUACACUGCAAACUGUAGAAAGGGAGAAAACACUGAUUACUGAGAAACUGCAGCAAACUUUAGAAGAAGUAAAAACUUUAACUCAAGAAAAAGAUGACCUAAAACAACUCCAAAAGAGCUUGCAAAUUGAGAGGGACCAACUCAAAAGUGAUAUUCACGAUACUGUAAACAUGAACAUAGAUACUCAAGAACAAUUACGAAAUGCCCUUGAAUCUUUGAAACAACAUCAAGAAACAAUUAAUACACUAAAAUUGAAAAUUUCUGAGGAAGUUUCCAGGAAUUUGCAUAUGGAGGAAAAUACAGGAGAAACUAAAGAUGAAUUUCAGCAAAAGAUGGUUGGCAUAGAUAAAAAACAGGAUUUGGAAGCUAAAAAUACCCAAACACUAACUGCAGAUGUUAAGGAUGAUGAGAUAAUCGAGCAACAGAGGAAGAUAUUUUCUUUAAUACAGGAGAAGAAUGAACUCCAACAAGUGUUAGAGAGUGUUAUAGCAGAAAAGGAACAAUUGAAGACUGACCUAAAGGAAAAUAUUGAAAUGACCAUUGAAAACCAGGAAGAAUUAAGAAUUCUUGGAGAUGAACUUAAAAAGCAGCAAGAGAUAGUUGCACAAGAAAAGAACCAUACCAUAAAGAAAGAAGAAGAGCUUUCUAGGACCUGUGACAGACUGGCAGAAGUUGAAGAAAAACUAAAGGAAAAGAGCCAGCAACUCCAAGAAAAACAGCAACAACUUCUUAAUGUACAAGAAGAGAUGAGUGAGAUGCAGAAAAAGAUUAAUGAAAUGGAGAAUUUAAAGAAUGAAUUAAAGAACAAAGAAUUGACAUUGGAACAUAGGGAAACAGAGAGACUUGGGUUGGCUCAGAAACUUAAUGAAAAUUAUGAGGAAAUGAAAUCUAUAACCAAAGAAAGAAAAGUUCUGAAGGAAUUACAGGAGUCAUUUGAAACAGAGAGAGACCAACUUAGAGGAUAUAUAAGAGAAAUUGAAGCUACAGGCCUACAAACAAAAGAAGAACUAAAAAUUGCUCACAUUCACCUAAAAGAACACCAAGAAACUAUUGAUAAACUAAGAAGAAGUGUAUCUGAGAAGACAGCUCAAAUAACAAAUAUUCAGGACUUAGAAAAAUCCUAUACCAAAUUACAAGAAGAGAUCCCAGUGCUUAAUGAGGAACGGGAGUUACUUCCUAAUGUGAAAGAAGUCAGUGAGACUCAGGAAACUGUGAAUGAACUGGAGUUAUUAAAAGAACAGUCCACAAUCAAGGACUCAACAACACUGGCAAGCAUAGAAAUGGAAAGGCUCAAGUUGAAUGAAAAAUUUCAAGAAAGUCAGGAAGAGAUAAAAUCUCUAACCAAGGAAAGAGACAACCUUAAAAUGAUAAAAGAAGCCCUUGAAGUUAAACAUGACCAGCUGAAAGAACACAUUAGAGAAACUUUGGCUAAAAUCCAAGAGUCUCAAAGCAAACAAGAACAGUCCUUAAAUAUGAAAGAAAAAGACAAUGAGACUACUAAAAUUCUGAGUGAGAUGGAGCAAUUCAAACCCAAAGAUUCAGCACUACUAAGGAUAGAAAUAGAAAUGCUCAGAUUGUCCAAAAGACUUCAAGAAAGUCAUGAUGAAAUGAAGUCUGUAGCUAAGGAGAAAGAUGACCUACAGAGGCUGCAAGAAGUUCUUCAGUCUGAAAGUGACCAGCUCAAAGAAAAUAUAAAAGAAAUUGCAGCUAAACACCUGGAAACUGAAGAGGAACUUAAAGUUGUUCAUUGUUGCCUGAAAGAACAAAAGGAAACUAUUGAUGAGUUAAGAGUGAAUAUUUCAGAGAAGGAAACUGAAAUAUCAACCAUUCAAAAAGAAUUAGAAGCAAUCAAUGAUAAAUUACAGAACAAGAUCCAGGAGAUUUAUAAGAAAGAGGAACAACUUAAUAUAAAACGAAUUAGUGAGACUCAGGAAAACGUGAAUGAACUGAAACAAUUCAAGGAACAUCUCAAAGCCAAGGAUUCAGUACUACAAAGUAUAGAAAGUAAGAUGCUCGAGUUGACUAGCAGACUUCAAGAAAGUCAAGAAGAAAUACAAAUUAUGAUUAAGGAAAAAGAGGAAAUGAAAAGAGUACAGGAGGCCCUUCAGAUAGAGAGAGACCAACUGCAAGAAAACACUAAAGAAAUUAUAGCUAAAAUGCAAGAAUCUCAAGAAAAAGAAUAUCAGUUUCUUAAGAUGACAGCUGUCAAUGAGACUCAGGAAAAAAUGUAUGAAAUAGAACACUUGAAGGAGCAAUUUAAGACCCAGAAGUUAAACCUGGAAAACAUAGAAACGGAGAAUAUAAGGUUGACUCAGAUACUACAUGAAAACCUUGAAGAAAUGAGAUCUGUAACAAAAGAAAGAGAUGACCUUAGGAAUGUGGAGGAGACGCUCAAAGUAGAGAGAGACCAGCUCAAGGAAAACCUUAGAGAAACUAUAACUAGAGACCUAGAAAAACAAGAGGAGCUAAAAAUUGUUCACAUGUAUCUGAAGGAGCACCAAGAAACUAUUGAUGAACUCAGAGGGAUUGUUUCAGAGAAAACAAAUGAAAUAUCAAAUAUGCAAAAGGACUUAGAAAACUCAAAUGCUGCCUUAAAAGCACAGGAUCUGAAAAAACAAGAGGAACUAAGAAUUGCUCACAUGCAUCUGAAAGAGCACCAGGAAACUAUUGACAAACUCAGAGGAAUUGUUUCUGAGAAGACAGAUAAAAUAUCAAAUAUGCAAAAAGAUUUAGAAAAUUCAAAUGCUAAAUUACAAGAAAAGAUUCAAGAACUUAAGGCAAAUGAACAUCAACUUUUUAAGUUAAAAAAAGAUGUCAAUGAGAAACAGAAAAAAGUGUCCGAAAUGGAGCAACUAAAGAAACAAAUAAAAGACCAAAGCUUAACUCUAAGUAAAAUAGAAACAGAGAACUUAAAUUUGGCUCAGAAACUUCAUGAAAACCUUGAAGAAAUGAAAUCUGUAAUGAAAGAAAGAGAUAAUCUAAGAAGAGUAGAGGAAACACUCAAACUGGAGAGAGACCAACUCAUGGAAAGCCUACAAGAAACCAAAGCUAGAGAUCUGGAAAUACAACAGGAACUAAAAACUGCUCAUAUGCUAUCAAAAGAACACAAGGAAACUAUUGAUAAGCUUAGAGAAAAAAUUUUAGAAAAGACAACUCAAAUUUCAAACAUUCAAAAGGAUUUAGAUAAAUCAAAAGAUGAAUUACAGAAAAAGAUCCAAGAACUUCGGAAAAAAGAACUUCAUCUGCUUAGAAUGAAAGAAGAUGUCAAUAUGAGUCAUAAAAAAAUUAAUGAGAUGGAACAGUUGAAGAAGCAAUUUGAGGCCCAAAACUUAUCUAUGCAAAAUGUGAGAAUGGAUAACUUCCAGUUGACUAAGAAACUUCAUGAAAGCCUUGAAGAAAUUAGAAUUGUAGCUAAAGAAAGAGAUGAACUAAGGAGGAUAAAAGAAUCUCUCAAAAUGGAAAGGGACCAAUUCAUAGCAACCUUAAGGGAAAUGAUAGCUAGAGACCAACAGAACCACCAAGUAAAACCUGAAAAAAGGUUACUAAGUGAUGGACAACAGCACCUUACAGAAAGCCUGAGAGAAAAGUGCUCUAGAAUAAAAGAGCUUUUGAAGAGAUACUCAGAGAUGGAUGAUCAUUAUGAGUGCUUGAAUAGAUUGUCUCUUGACUUGGAGAAGGAAAUUGAAAUCCAAAAAGAGCUUUCAAUGAGAGUUAAAGCAAACCUCUCACUUCCCUAUUUACAAACCAAACACAUUGAAAAACUUUUUACUGCAAACCAGAGAUGUUCCAUGGAAUUCCACAGAAUCAUGAAGAAACUUAAGUAUGUGUUAAGCUAUGUUACAAAAAUAAAAGAAGAACAACAUGAGUCCAUCAAUAAAUUUGAAAUGGAUUUUAUUGAUGAAGUGGAAAAGCAAAAGGAAUUGCUAAUUAAAAUACAGCACCUUCAACAAGAUUGUGAUGUACCAUCCAGAGAAUUAAGAGAUCUCAAAUUGAACCAGAAUAUGGAUCUACAUAUUGAGGAAAUUCUCAAAGAUUUCUCAGAAAGUGAGUUCCCUACCAUAAAGACUGAAUUUCAGCAAAUACUAAGUAAUAGGAAAGAAAUGACACAGUUUUUGGAAGAGUGGUUAAAUACUCGUUUUGAUAUAGAAAAGCUUAAAAAUGGCAUCCAGAAAGAAAAUGAUAGGAUUUGUCAAAUGAAUAACUUCUUUAAUAACAGAAUAAUUGCCAUAAUGAAUGAAUCAACAGAGUUUGAAGAAAGAAGUGCUACCAUAUCUAAAGAGUGGGAACAGGACUUGAAAUCACUGAAAGAGAAAAAUGAAAAACUAUUUAAAAACUACCAAACAUUAAAGACCUCCUUGGCAUCUGGUGCUCAGAUUAAUCCUACCACACAAGACAAUAAGAAUCCUCAUGUUACAUCAAGAGCUACACAGUUAACCACAGAGAAAAUUCGAGAACUGGAAAAUUCACUACGUGAAGCUAAAGAAAGUGCUAUGCAUAAGGAAAGCAAGAUUAUAAAGAUGCAGAAAGAACUUGAGGUGACUAAUGACAUAAUAGCAAAACUUCAGGCCAAAGUUAAUGAAUCAAAUAAAUGCCUUGAAACAACAAAAGAGACAAUUCAAGUACUUCAGGACAAAGUUGCUUUAGGAGCUAAGCCAUAUAAAGAAGAAAUUGAAGAUCUCAAAACGAAGCUUGUGAAAAUAGACCUAGAGAAAAUGAAAAAUGCCAAAGAAUUUGAAAAGGAAAUCAGUGCUACAAAAGCCACUGUAGAAUAUCAAAAGGAAGUUAUAAGGCUAUUGAGAGAAAAUCUCAGAAGAAGUCAACAGGCCCAAGAUACCUCAAUGAUAUCAGAACAUACUGAUUCUCAGCCUUCAAAUAAACCCUUAACUUGUGGAGGUGGCAGCGGCAUUGUACAAAACACAAAAGCUCUUAUUUUGAAAAGUGAACAUAUAAGGCUAGAAAAGGAAAUGUCUAAGUUAAAGCAGCAAAAUGAACAGCUAAUAAAGCAAAAGAAUGACUUGUUAAGCAAUAAUCAGCAUCUUUCCAAUGAGGUCAAAACUUGGAAGGAAAGAACACUUAAAAGAGAGGCUUACAAACAGGUAACUUGUGAGAAUUCUCCGAAGUCUCCUAAAGUGACUGGAACAGCUUCUAAAAGGAAACAAAUUACACCCUCUCAAUGCAAGGAACGGAAUUUACAUGAUCCUACGCCAAAGGAAUCACCAAAAUCUUGGUUUUUUGAUAGCCGAUCAAAGUCUUUACCAUCACCUCAUCCAGUUCGCUAUUUUGAUAACUCAAAUUUAGGUCUUUGUCCAGAGGUACAAAAUGCAGGAGCAGACAGCGUGGAUUCUCAGCCAGGUCCUUGGCACGCCUCCUCAGGAAAAGAUGUGCCUGAGUGCAAAACUCAGUAGACUCCUCUUCGUCACUUCUCUGGAGGUCCAGCAUUCCUUGUUUGGAAAUGACUUUGUUUAUGUGUCUGUCCCUGGUAAUGAUGUCGUAGUGCAGCUUAAUUUCAAUUCAGGCUUUACUUUGCCACUAGAGUUGCAAGAUAAGGGAAGAGGAAAUGAAUGCAUUGUGGUAAUUUAGAAUGGUGAUAGCAAUAGCUUCUUCUUCUUGCAUAUGGUAAUACUUUUAAAAGUUGAAUUGUUUUAUUUAUUUGUAUAUUUUGUAAAGAAUAAAGUUAUUGAAAGCAAUGUAAAGUUACCUACAUGACUUAGCAUAUUCCAAAGCAUAACACAUACAUUACUAUAAAACAAUUUAUUAACAAAAUUGUAAACAUUUUUAAUACCUUACACAUUCAAUAAAUGUUUAGUAGUUCUGAAUCACCA